Pimephales promelas (fathead minnow) is the source of this 2326-nucleotide messenger RNA. RefSeq names its product tetratricopeptide repeat domain 23 (gene ttc23). Lineage: Eukaryota; Metazoa; Chordata; Actinopteri; Cypriniformes; Leuciscidae. The record is from RefSeq and is a predicted model, not a curated record. Gene Ontology annotation, molecular function: protein binding.
UCGAUUUUACGUUGAAAUCAUAGAGGUUGAAACGCAACGAGAGAUUGAAAGUCACAUGACUCACCCAUGUGUAAAAGUCAACCAAUCACAGCGUUUGUUUGGGUUUUCGUGAUAUUCGUUACUUGGUUGCACAGCUCUUGGUGUAUUUGGAAAAGAUCAUAGCAGUCUUUUCAAAACUGAGAUCAAGAGAACUUAUUAUUAAUCAAAUGUCAACUCAUAAAAUAACAGCUGAGUUUUAUUUGCCUUCUCCAUUAAAAUGAGCAUGGCAUCGCACAGCGGAUUGUGUCGUGCACCACAACAGAGAUGUCCUGUGACUACUGCGCUGGAUGAAUCAUUCACCAGCUUCAACAUGAGCAGCAGUUGCAGUUCAGGAGAGUCCUUGAAGGAUGCAGGUUCAACAAUAAUCUCACAGAAAGAAGAUGUUAAGAAUUACAGUAAGAUGAAUCCUGCAGAAAAACUGUCACUUUGUGAGAGACGAGCUCAGUCCUUGGCUGAUAGUGAAGAGCAUGACCUCUGUAUCCAGGAGCUUGUGCGUUGCCUUGCACUGACCAGGCUGGUUUAUGGAAAUGAGCAUUUUGCAGUGGCCCAAGCCCAGUCAAGACUGGCUAAAGCCUAUUUGCAAUACAAAGGCUGGGCACAUCAGACACAAGAACAUGCGUCCCAAGCACUUGAAGUACUCAGCUCCAGCCAGCAGGAGGAGAGAGUGAGCUGCCUCAACUGCUUCCUUACCAUACAUCAGACUCUUGGAAGUGCUGCUCUAGUGCUUGGAAACUUAGCAGAGGCUGAGUCAAGCUUUCAGAAGGCAGAGAUAGUCAUGGGAGACAUUGUAGCACAUGAAGCCAUGGGAAAGGAGGACAGAGUGGACACUGAGUAUGAAAUAUUUACAAAUUUAGCAAGGGUGUACCAGCGGCAGGGAAGGCCUGAGAAGGCCCUCAGUCAAUGUGAAAGGGCCUUGGAGCUGCUUCAGGAAGGAGCUCAGCUCAGUCGGGUCUGCUUUGUUUACAGAAAUAUGGCAGCCAUUGAACAGGCACAGGGACAUCUGGAUAGAGCCAUUGAGUAUCUCCAACAGGCUCAUUCCAUUGCUCUUAGUCAGAAUCCCGGGGGUCUGGAAGGGGUCCAGAUCGCUCACAGCUUGGCUCUGGCCUAUUCUUCCACUUCAGAGCCUCAUCACAACGAUUCAGCUGCACACUUUUUUGAGGAAUGUAUAAGUGCAUAUAGAAGUGCACUAGGCCCACAGGACACACUCACCCUAUCUGCCCAAGAUGACUUCAGUCAUUUCCUCCUACUCUCGGGACAACAGGAGAGCUGCGCUGAGAUCCAAAGAGAGUCUCUGUCCCUUAAGAAGAGCACGUUUGGUGAACUGAGUGCAGAAGUGGCAGAAACGCUGCAGCUGAUUGGUGGAGUGGAGAUGACACAGGGUCACAUGAGACACGCCUACCGGACACUCAAGAAGUGUCUGGAUAUUCAAAUUAUGCUGUAUGGUCCACAGCACAAGAAAACCAAAGCCACAAAAAUAACCGUGGACAUGCUGUCUCAGUCACCAGAGGUCAAUGAGAGACGCAAGGAAAGUCGUCUUGAAACAAGGCCUCCAUUUUGUGCAGCGGUAUCAUCUGCAUCUGACAUCUAGUAUGUCUACCUCAAAACAGGGAAGGGAAAUCUGUGGAUUGGAAAAAGCAAGGCAGUGUUUCUAGAACAGCACACAAGCUCUAUUGUGUAUUUAGAGUGCUUGGCAAGGUGACUACCUCAGCACUUCAAAAAAUGAGAACAGUCCAGUAGUGAUCUAAUACACCGUCACAGUGGUUUCUGCAAUCACUCUUGACUGGUGAGCGGCAGGCCUCUCUGCAAAGAGUUUGAAUUCUUAUAUUAUUUCUGAAAAUUGAGCUGAACUCACAACUCUGUAAGGGUUUCUUUAAUGUGUUUGCAUGUUAACCAAUGUUUCAGACUAGUCUUUUUAAGAGUAAAACAGCACACAAAACACCCUUUUUGUGAAUUUUAAUUUCGCAAAAAUACAUCCCCAAACCAAUCUUUGCUAAGGCAGUAAAUCAUGUAUAGCAAACUGUAAAUCUGUAGGUUUCACAGUGAUGGUUGAGUCCUAAAAUCCUAUGCAUAGAUUCGAAUAAGCAACAGCAGGUUCUGAAACACCAUCUUAAGGGAUGCAGAUAAAUGGGUAAUAACGAUCCUUAAUAACUUAUGAUGUAUCUGUUAACACAGUGUUUCUCAACAUUUUUCUGUUAGCCUAAUGAGUAAGACUCAAACACCCCUUUGUCAACAUAACCCAGAAAUGGGAUUCUUUCAUCUUGUAUUAUACUGGAUAUUAUUUAAGUCA